AAGAUUAAAUUCUGUCGGUAUACAUUUUUUUUGGAGUUUAACAGGUUAAACAAUUAAAAGUAUAGCAUAUUGUGUUUUAUAUAAUAUUAUAAUACCAUGAUAAUAAUGUGUUAAAAUUAACCUUGUUUUUUGUGGUAAAAGUGUAGUAAUUAUGUUUUUUGUGUAUUUAUUACAAUUAGCAAAACCAUGGUUAUUUUGUGGUAACCAUAGUUUUACAACAGUAACUAUUAUUUUUUUAACUGUUGUAAAACCAUGGUUAAUUUUUGAAAGGGUUUAGUUAAAACUUCAUUUAGACUGAAGUUUUGAGAAUAUAUUUAAAUUGACAACAUUUAUAUUUUGAGGUUAUCUAACACAAUUCUAAGUUAUAUUGUUUAAACUUAAAUCUUAUGCUGAAAUCUUAUGUAGUUUAGGAGGAAUCCUUUCUGUUAUACUGAUGCUCUGCCAUACACACCAUUUAGUGCUGUCACUGUGAAAAAAGCAGAAUAAGGGUUUCAUGGCUAAUGCUUAAUGAGGCAAUAUAAGUUUAAUUAAAGAAAGGUGUGACGUUCAUCCCUACGUAAUCACAACUGUGUCUGAAGCAUCACGUAUCCAUACAACAACAGUGUGUGAAGCAUUGGGGUACAUGUUAGGUUCAUACGUGGUCCUCUGCUUAAGUGACAAAGUAAGUUGAUCAGUUUUGCACAUAAUUCUGUACAGUUUUUGGAAAAGAGUAAUUUAAUGUGAUGUGAUGAUUGAUUCAUAGACUGAAUUGCUGAAGUGAGCAAGGUUGACGUAAAUAUACUUUACCACAAUGCUUGCUUGUAGUUAUAUUAACCUAUGCAUUUUAGAAGCUGUCAAAUUGAAGUUGCAUUUGUUUCAGUGAACAACUCACAGAAUUUAACAGCAUCAGAGGAGAAGUACUGGUCCAGAGUUGAGAAAUCUGUGCUUGGUCCUAUUCUCACCAUGGAGAUGAUACUGGGUGUUCUGGGAAAUGGACUGGUUCUCGUAGUUAAAGUAAUGUGUAAAGAUCAUUUUAAGUGCAUUUACUGGCUGCCAUUUGUCAGCCUCACACUUUCAGAUUUCUUCUGCUCUAUCCUCAUCAUCUGUGGCUCGCUCUUGGCUGUGCUGACUGAAGGUCAGAUCUCACCGUGGUGUGAGGUGGUCAGCCUGCUAAAAUUCACCUUCAUCACUUCUUCUAUCGGAAGCUUAGCGGUUCUCUGUGUUCAGCGUUUUUUGGGUAUCCCCUCUAAAGGUAAAGGGCUGUCAAAUGUCAUGACAGUAGCAUGUUUGGCAUCAUGGUGUACUGGAUCUGUAUUCGGAGCAGUGCCCGUAAUAUAUAAAUGGAUAAAGUUUGAUCCUGCAGAAAUGCUGUGUGCCGUGUUCUGGGAAAGCAGUUACUCCGACAUGCUGGUUUACAUCCUUUGUGCCUUCUUCAUCUCUAUGUUUAUUCCAUUCAUUCUCAUACUAUCCUGCUGCAUCCUGACUUAUGCAGGCUAUGGGAAAGACUGCUCCAGCCAGGGUGACCUGUCCUCCGUCACUGGACUGCUUGUGAUUUUGUAUCUGUUCUGCUAUGCUCCAUUUACUGCAUCUGAGUUGAUUCUUCUGGGAAGGUUUGACCUGUCUCCUUCCCCCGAAUGGCUGAGAUCCCUGUCUUCAGUCAUGGCGUAUUUGGACUGCGUUUUGAACCCUUUCAUCUAUUGCACAAAUAAAGAUUUCCGAAAUGCAGUGCUCAUACUACUGUGGAACAAUAAGAAAUCAUGUCUUUCUGAGCCAGUGUUGACUGGCAUUAAGAAACUUGAAACAUGAGGAUUACAGCAUGCGUAAGUUAAUAAAUAAUAAAAAGG
Messenger RNA from Misgurnus anguillicaudatus (oriental weatherfish), 1823 nucleotides. Its product is annotated as visual pigment-like receptor peropsin. Gene Ontology annotation, biological process: G protein-coupled receptor signaling pathway. Lineage: Eukaryota; Metazoa; Chordata; Actinopteri; Cypriniformes; Cobitidae. Gene Ontology annotation, cellular component: membrane. Gene Ontology annotation, molecular function: G protein-coupled receptor activity. The record is from RefSeq and is a predicted model, not a curated record.